GGUACUCAACUUUCAUAACAAACAGCCAGGAGAAUUGAGAUAGUCUCCUCUCACUUGUUAAGGUUUUGCUUCUUCAGGGGAAAACAAAGCAAAACAAUGUCUCUGUCUAUGAGCUUUAUCAUGUUUCUUUCACUUUUUGCCUUUGCUCCACUAUGCUUCUCCCACAAGAACAAUGGUGGUUACCUGUAUCCACAGUUCUAUGACCAUUCAUGCCCAAAAGCCCAAGAGAUUGUAAAGUCAGUUGUCGCAAAGGCUGUUGCAAAAGAGACUCGGAUGGCUGCUUCAUUGCUCAGGCUCCAUUUUCAUGACUGUUUUGUUAAGGGCUGUGAUGGAUCCAUUCUGUUAGACAGCAGUGCCACCAUUAUCAGUGAGAAGAGAUCUAACCCAAACAAGAACUCAAUUAGAGGGUUUAAACUCAUUGAUGAGAUAAAAUCAGCACUGGAAAAGGAAUGCCCAGGAACUGUGUCCUGUGCUGAUAUCAUAGCUAUUGCUGCUAGAGAUUCUACUGUCCUGACUGGUGGUCCUAGCUGGGAAGUACCACUGGGAAGAAGAGAUUCUAGAAGUGCAAGCUUAAGUGGUUCUAAUAAUGACAUUCCUGCACCAAACAGCACAUUCCAGAUUAUCCUUACUAAAUUCAAGCUCCAGGGGCUCAACAUUGUUGAUCUCGUCGCACUCUCCGGGAGCCACACUAUAGGAAAUUCAAGAUGCACCAGCUUCAGGCAGAGGCUCUACAACCAGUCAGGCAAUGGUCAGCCUGAUUACUCAGUUGAUCAAUCAUAUGCUACACAGUUAAGAACCAGGUGCCCAAGAUCUGGUGGUGAUCAGAACCUCUUCUUCUUGGACUCUGUCAGCCCAACAAUGUUUGAUAAUUUCUACUUCAAAAACCUCUUAGUUAACAAGGGUCUGUUAAAUUCUGAUGAAGUGCUCUUUACAAAGAGUAAAAAAUCAAUGGAGUUGGUGAACGAAUACGCUCAGAACAAUGAGCUUUUCUUCAAGCAAUUUGCGAAAUCCAUGGUUAAGAUGGGAAGUAUAUCUCCAUUGACAAGAUCAAGAGGGGAGAUUAGAAAGAGCUGCAGGAGGGUCAACAGUCAUUAAGCAAUAGGUGGAGCCAAGGCAACAGUUAA
This is a messenger RNA of Telopea speciosissima, 1124 nucleotides long. Its product is annotated as peroxidase 72-like. Gene Ontology annotation, biological process: hydrogen peroxide catabolic process; response to oxidative stress. NCBI's taxonomy places the organism in Eukaryota, Viridiplantae, Streptophyta, Magnoliopsida, Proteales, Proteaceae. The record is from RefSeq and is a predicted model, not a curated record. The transcript is spliced from 4 exons. Bases 97 to 1095 code for a protein of 332 amino acids. Gene Ontology annotation, molecular function: peroxidase activity; heme binding.